Molecule: messenger RNA, 3378 nt
Organism: Brassica oleracea var. oleracea
Lineage: Eukaryota; Viridiplantae; Streptophyta; Magnoliopsida; Brassicales; Brassicaceae
Product: glutamate receptor 3.7-like
Exons: 7
Coding region: 410-3175 (921 amino acids)
Biological process (GO): G protein-coupled receptor signaling pathway
Cellular component (GO): plasma membrane
Molecular function (GO): G protein-coupled receptor activity; glutamate-gated receptor activity
Source: RefSeq, a predicted model, not a curated record
AGUCGCUCGUUUUUCCUCUCUCUCUUUCACUUUUUCUUUCAUUUUUUUUUUCUGUGUUCUCAAUCUCUUCUAUUCGAUUUGAUACGAGAAGAAAAGAAAAGAAGAAAAUGACUUUCUGGGGGUUUUGGGUUUUCUAUCCCUUUAGGAAUCUGUCUCCUGUCCAAUCAAUGGUUCCCUGACAUUUGCUAAUUAAUAAUUCGUUGCUUUGUCGUAAAAUUUUCACUUUUUUUUCCAGCUUAUGCCUGCAAAGUGUUUGCUUAUAUUCCUCGGAGAACCCGAAGUUUGUCAAAAAAAAAGAAAGAGAAAAUAACUUCUUCCGGUUGAACUGUUGUCUUUUGCUCUGUUUUCGCUUUGCUUGUUUCUUAGAUGAACUGGUCACAAAGUUGAUUUCUUUUCUCCUGUUCUUGUGAUGGGACUGAGCAUUGAUCCAUCUGUGGCUAUAAUGGCACUGAUUGUGGCCAUUCUGGUGGUUCCAAUGGGUUGUCAAAGGCCUAAAGUGGUGAACGUUGGUGCUGUUUUCACUUUUGACUCGGUUAUCGGUAGAGCUGCAAAAGUAGCUCUCGAGGCAGCUGUCUCUGAUGUGAACGCUGACAGAAGCGUUCUCAAAGAAAGGGAGCUGCGUCUGUUUAUGGAGGGCUCUUCCUGCAAUGUCUUUCAUGGGUCCUUUGGAGCUUUUAAAGUGCUUGACAAAGAAGUGGUCGCUAUGAUUGGUCCACUUUCAUCUUCCAUUGCUCAUACGUUGUCAGAUAUUGCCAAAGGGCUCCAGUUUCCUCUCGUCUCAUUUGCAGCAACCGAUCCAACUCUCUCUGCCCUCCAGUUUCCCUUCUUUCUUCGGACUACACCUGAUGAUGCCCACCAAAUGUCCGCCCUUGUGGAUUUUAUCACUUUUCACGGAUGGAAAGAGGUGAUAUCAGUAUACUCAGAUGAUGAGCUCGGAAGAAACGGAGUUUCUGCUCUAGAUGAUGAACUGUACAAGAAAAGAUCCAGAAUUUCCCAUAAAGUGCCGCUCUCAGUGCAUUUUGAAGAAGGCUCCGUUACUGACGCUUUGAAAAAAUCCAAGUCCCUCGGUCCUCGAGUCUAUGUUCUUCAUUUUGGUCCUGACCCGUUGCUCAGAAUCUUUAGGAUAGCGCAAAAGCUGCAGAUGAUGACUCGUGAAUAUGUUUGGCUCGCCACAGACUGGCUCUCAGUUACCUUAGAUUCUUCUUUGAUUGACAAAGGUACUUUAAAAGGUCUCGAAGGUGUAGUGGGGCUUCGUCAACAUAUCCCACAAUCCUUAAAGGUGCACCAGUUGACACAUAAACUAAAGAGCAACGGAUCAAUGAACGCCUACGCGUUGCAUGCGUAUGAUACAGUGUGGAUGAUCGCAUACGGCAUCGAGAAAAUGCUGAAUGAAGGAAUCAACAUAACAUUCUCUUACUCCGAGAAGUUAAUUCAUGCAGAAGGAACUAAACUGCACCUGGAGAGAGUCAAAAUUUUCAAUAGCGGGAAGGUACUACUUGAGAAACUUCUGCAGGUGAACUUCACUGGUAUAGCCGGUCAAGUUCGGUUUGGUUCUGGUCGAAAUGUCAUUGGCUGUGACUAUGAGAUCAUCAAUGUAGGCAAAACCGGUGUAAAUACUGUGGGUUUCUGGUCUAGAAAUGGAGGAUUUUCAGUUGAACCCCCAGAUUCUCGACACACACAUAAGAAGACUGGCUUUGUUUCUGAUGAAAAGCUUGGUAACAUAACCUGGCCUGGUGGUGGCCGUGAAAAGCCGCGUGGUUGGGUUAUUGCAGACUCUGCAAGUCCACUGAAGAUUGUUGUCCCGAACAGAGUGAGCUUUGUCGAGUUUGUGACCGAAGAAAAUAACAGUAGCCAUCAGAUCAAAGGACUUUGCAUUGACAUUUUCAAGGAAGCGCUGAAGUUUGUCCCUUACAGUGUUCCUUACAUAUUUGAGUCAUUUGGAGAUGGCCACUCAAGUCCUAAUUACAAACACAUUAUUCAAAUGGUCACGGAUGGCGUAUAUGAUGCAGCUGUUGGGGAUUUUGCAAUAGUCCCAACCAGGUCGAAAUUAGUAGAUUUCUCGCAGCCAUAUGCUUCCACAGGCCUUGUUGUGGUGAUUCCGACUAACGACGACAAUCCGACUUGGAUCUUUCUGAGACCCUUCACCAUUGGGUUAUGGUGUGUUGUUCUAGCUUCAUUCCUGAUUAUUGCAGUAGUCAUUUGGAUCCUCGAACAUCGCAUCAAUGAAGAUUUCAGAGGGCCACCCCGUAAACAACUCAUCACAAUGAUCUUGUUCAGCUUCUCAACUCUUUUCAAGAGAAAUCAGGAAGAUACGAUAAGCAAUCUAGCUAGACUAGUGAUGAUUGUAUGGCUCUUCUUAUUGAUGGUCCUUACCGCGAGCUACACAGCGAAUCUCACCUCAAUCCUCACAGUCCUACAACUUCCUUCUGCCAUAACCGGCAUUGACAGCUUGCGGGAAAGUGAGGUGCCUAUCGGUUACCAGGCCGGAACUUUCACUUUAGAGUACUUAACCUACAGUCUCGGCAUGGCUCGGUCUAGGCUGGUCCCACUUGACUCGACGGAGGAGUAUGAAAGAGCUUUAAAGCUAGGACCAACCGCUUUCGGAGGAGUAGCUGCCAUUGUUGACGAGCUUCCUUACAUUGAAUUGUUUCUUGCGGAACGGACGGGUUUCAAGAUUGUCGGAGAGCCCUUUAUGCACCGUGGUUGGGGAUUUGCGUUUAAGAGAGAUUCUCCACUGGCUAUAGACAUGUCAAGAGCGAUCUUGAAACUCUCCGAGACGAGAAAAUUGCAAGAGAUUCGGAUGAAAUGGUUAUGCAAGAAGACUUGCGCAGAGAAAUCAGAUGGGAACCCAGAGCCAAACCAGCUUCAUCUCAAGAGCUUCAAAGGGUUGUACCUUGUCUGCACUGCAAUCUCGGUCUCUGCGUCUUUGGUGUUUGUUUUCAGGAUGGUACGCCAGUUUGUGCGGUACAGAAGGAUGGAGCGUACUAGCUCGAUGCCGCUCGCUUCUUGGUCGUCUUCUCCUACUAUGCGUUUAAGGGAAUUGGUGUUUGGUUUCGUGGAGUUUGUGGAUGAGAAAGAAGAAGCUAUCAAGAGAAUGUUCAGAAGGAGUAAUGAUUCUGACAACCCAUUUCAUGUUGUGGAAGUUCAAGCUGAUCCUGAGGUACGACAAAAUUGAUGAGUAGAUUCCACUUUAUAGAAUGAAAAUUGUAAUAUUAUUAGAUAUAACUAACAUGCAAGUCAACAUUCCAAUCUUUGUUCAUUAGAUUUGAUUGUAACUUGGCACAUAAAAAGGGGGCAAGAGCCAAUGAUUGUAGCUAUAUACAUAUAUUUCAGAGUUACCAACAAUUCUUAUAAACUAUUUCUUUUUUUUUUGGGUCA